AUGUUAUAUGUACUACUGCAGUAUGACCUAGAUGAUAUACAAUACUUCACCCCAUAUCACCAGUCAUCAUGCACACUCAGAACUGCUACUACCCUACCCAUAGGAGAGACAUUCACUCCAAUCGUUGUUAUACCAGUCUCAAAACCUGACGAAGGUAUAUUCACUCCUCAACACCUGCGACCACUGAUCGAAUCAUACCUUCAACAAGAUGACGUACUUACCCAAUCAUUCUUCAAUACCGUCCUUCUUCAUCCCGAAGAUAGAUCUACCAAGUUCGAUAUCGACAUCUCUGCUCUUGUCUAUCUGAUGAGAGAGAUGGAUGCGAAGAUAUUGAUAUUGGACGAAAGUUUGAAGAUCAACUUACCUAGUCCAGGAACGGUUUUACCUUCUUUAUCUGUUCAUACUGUCCCCUCUGGAUGUCUUUCAGAUAAAACCGCUGGACCGUACCUUGCUAGAUCACAAUUAUUCGGGAACGAAAUUGAUCUUUUCCCGGUGUAUAGACUUUAUGCCGAGUAUUAUAGGACAUUCGUCAGUGGUGUAUAUCCCCUGAACGACGGAUUGGGAACGUACAGAGUUUUGGGAAAGGUAGAUGAAUUUGGGAAUCAGAUGAUACCUGUACCUUCUAGGUUAUAUACCAUUGACUCUGAGAAACCUCUGGCAGGCGAAAGAGUUGGGGUAAAAGAUAUAUACUAUAUCAAAGGUCUCCCUACCACUGCUGGAUCCAGGACCUAUACAGCCUGGAGAGGAACUGCGAAUACUACAGCAUCAUCCAUGGUGAAGCUCCAAAAUGAAGGUGCAGAAAUCGUAGGAAAGGCUAAAACAGUGGCCCCAUUCUCACCUCGAGGCGAUCUAUAUCAAUCAUGCGGAUCAUCUUCCUCUGGUCCAGCUUGCGCUAUGGCAGCUUACCAUUGGCUCGAUUUCACCGUUGGAUCAGAUACCGCUGGCUCUGUAAGAGGUCCGGCAGCUGUGGCAGGACUUUACGGUAAUAAGCCUACACAAGGUAUUAUCAAUCUUGAUGGACUCGUGCAGGUACUCAAAUGGACGGAUACUCCUGGUAUUUUCACGAGAUCUCCUGCCAAAUUUAAGAAGAUAUUGGAUGCUUGGUACUCUGACUCACAAGCUAAUCGAAGACAUAAUCAUCUUCCCAAGACUCUAUUAGUCCCCUCCGACGACUUCCCUGAUAUGCCCGAAAACAUCCGGUCGAUCGUUGUGAAGACAUUACGAGUCAUCGAGAACACCUUAGGGAUGAAAGUGGAGAUGAUCAAUCAGACUGCCACUCAUCCGCAUAAGCACCCGGAUGACGGAGGGUUUAUGACGGUUGAGAUGUUUAAAAAAACGAUAUUUGCAUGGCAAUCGAGAUAUCUCGGACAGACGAUCCUCAAGUGGUACGGAUCCCAAAAUGAAGGGAGAUUCCCACCGGUUGACGAAGAUUUUGACAAAAUGAAGGAAAGACAGGAACUUACGGCAGAAUGGUUCAAUGGGAUGAUUGGAAGAGAUGAAGAAACUUGUUCGAAAACUAUAUCAGUCUAUGUUGAUCCAUUCCCUCUUGAUAAGCUGCCUGUAUACAGGGAGGAAAAACUGAAUAAUAUCAGUGAGAGCUUUAUUCCAAAGCGAAAGAAUCGGUUAUUCGCAUAUGCACCAGCUUCAAUCUCUGGUGCACCAGAGUAUGUCGUACCAAUCGGUCACGUACCUUUCAAAUCUCUUGUAUCGGGUGUAGAGGAAAUGCACCCUCUCUCCAUGAGUUUUAUUGCCUAUCCCGGAUGCGACUCCAUGUUACUUGGUUUCGUUAAUAAGCUUGGCCAGUUGAGCGCUGGGGUACUCAAGGAUACGAAGACGGGGAGAAUCGCGUUCUGA
This is a messenger RNA of Kwoniella mangroviensis CBS 8507, 1854 nucleotides long. RefSeq lists its product as uncharacterized. The record is from RefSeq and is a predicted model, not a curated record. The transcript has 11 exons. Lineage: Eukaryota; Fungi; Basidiomycota; Tremellomycetes; Tremellales; Cryptococcaceae. Bases 1 to 1854 code for a protein of 617 amino acids.